AUGGAAGACCUUCGUGAAAUCUUUGACGCAUUCUGCGCGUUCGGCAGCAACCGAAACCUUGCCACCGGCGAGGCGGGGGGUAAUACCAUGGACGGAGCCAAAUUUGCCAAAUUCGCCCGCGACAACAAACUGAUUGACAACAAGAAAGUCACUUCAACCGACGUCGAUAUCGUCUUCAACAAGGUCAAACCCAAGGGCGCGCGCAAAAUCGACUGGAACGGCUUCAUAGAAGGUCUGACCCUCGUCGCCGAGAAAAAGACCGGGAAGCAAGGGCGCGAUGCGUUGGAUGCGGUUAUUGGGCUGAUUUUGAAGAAGGGUGGAGGGCCAAUUGCUACGGGGACGGCUCCGAAGAGCGACGCUAUUGUUGAUCGGUUGACGGACACUUCGAAGUAUACUGGCACUCAUAAGCUUCGUUUUGAUGAUGCCGGACACGGUCGCGGAGCCGCCGGCCGAGACCGCCCCACCGCAACCGCCGACCUCUCGCAAAUCACCAACCGCGAAGAAACUUCCGUCCGCGGCCUGCCGGUCUCCAUCGACCCGCAAGAGCGCGGCGCCUCGGCCAAGCGGUCCCACUCGAACCUCGUCACGGCUAGCUCGGAGCGAUUGGACCGCGAAGCCAGCAAGCCCAAGAACACAAAAGUGGGGUCCAACACGAACUUGGCGGGGAAGCCCAAGACUGCUGGGGGCGGUAACGCUGCGGCGGCGAGUUCGUAUGGCGCUAGCUCAAGCAAAGGGGGUUCCGUCUUUGACAGGCUGACCGAUAGCAGCGGCUACACCGGCGCACACAAACAACGCUUUAACGCCGACGGCACCGGCAAAGGCCUGGCAGGCCGCGACUCGCCCGCUAAAGGCGGCGCGCCUGGAAAGUACCGUGGCGGGGACGUUAAAGAUUUGGCGCAGAUUCUGCGAAGCUGA
This is a messenger RNA of Fimicolochytrium jonesii, 915 nucleotides long. Its product is annotated as p25-alpha-domain-containing protein. NCBI's taxonomy places the organism in Eukaryota, Fungi, Chytridiomycota, Chytridiomycetes, Spizellomycetales, Powellomycetaceae. Gene Ontology annotation, molecular function: tubulin binding. The coding region runs from base 1 to 915 and encodes 304 amino acids. Gene Ontology annotation, biological process: microtubule bundle formation; positive regulation of protein polymerization; microtubule polymerization. The record is from RefSeq and is a predicted model, not a curated record. The transcript has 9 exons. Gene Ontology annotation, cellular component: microtubule.